UCGUUGUUGACAUCCCGAGCACUGAGUGAGCGGCCACAGUUUGGGCUAGACGUGCUCCUGAGAUGUUGCACGUGAUGUGAUGUGAGGGGGCUACAGUGUCAGCAUCUCGCCCAUGUAUCUAAGGCCGAGAUACAUUACUACAUCAUCAUGUGUACUUUACUUACUUCAUCGGUGAUCAGGGACUUUCUGCUACCGCGAAAAUGGACGAAGGGGUCUUGAGGAUAAUAUUUUCGGGAUUUAUAGACAACGCUUUAUGAAGAAGAAGAUGGGCUCACCACAAGGCUACGCCUGAAUCAGGAAAUGGCGACGAAGGCGGCAGCAGCAGGAGAAUCAAACCUCAGACCUCGGAUGUCGAGAAGACUUAAAGUCCUCUACGUGUUGAUAGCAUUCCAGUGCGGCUUCCUUUACCUGUGCUUUGCCAGUCUUCAGAGCGCAGUGUUUGUGCGCUACGGAGGCGCCCAGCACAACCCAAACACCAGUCUCAACUUUGUGCACAAUUCUUCCACCAGCGUUCGCCGGAUUGUAAAGAGAGGUCAUGGUGCUCGAAGUGGACGUAUCCAUCAUUCUAAUUUUUCUUCAGCUACCUCUCAGAAAUUCAACACGAGCCGCCAUUUUUCGCGUCGUAUGAAUGUCCGGGAGUACAACUUGUUGAAGGCAGCGUUAGAAGUAUUCGACCGCGUUUGCACAAAUGCGAGCAUAGAAUACUUCUUAUACGGAGGCUCGUUGCUGGGGUCAUUUCGUCACCACGACGUCGUUCCCUGGGACGAUGACGCGGACGUGAUCGUCCCGCUCAGAAACAGACGUCUCCUGAAACAGGAGUUAGAAAAAGAAAACCCUCUUUACGUCAUCAAUCUCUUUCAAAGAACUACCUGGAAGUUUUUCUCCCGUCGCGCCAAGCAGAUUCCAGGCUGGAGCUGGAAGUGGCCAUUUCUGGACAUCUUCUUUUACGACGAGAACGCCACACACAUCUGGGACGUGCACGCGAAGUACGCCCGAGAUUUCGUGUACCCAAAGCCGUUAGUGUUUCCUCUAACUCGAAGACCGUUUAUGACGCUCUCGAUCCCUGGCCCUCAUGACGUAGCAGGGGUGCUGCGGAGGAACUAUGACGUCAGCACGUGCGUGACGCACGCGUGGAUACAUGAGCGGGAGACGGACGCGAGUGAUAUUGCAGCCGUGCCUUGCAGUGAGCUGAGACAUCUAUACCCUUUUGUGGACCCUGUGUCCUUACCUUCAGGGGGGUGUAAUGAAACGUUGACUUACAAGGGAGAAGUGUUGGGAUUUUUCAUUGAUAAAAAUGCUCAGUAUUGCCAUUGAUGUAAUUGUGCUUUUUUAGUUUCUAAUUUCUGCGCGCAUGUGUGACUGGUACGGCUUAAUCUUUCCAUCGUGAGGAUACACCGCCUUGAAGGUUUGCUGCCUGUAAAAUCUGUGCAAUGUUCUCUCACGCAUCUUUCUUUUUCCAAUGCCGUCAUUCAAGUAACAGUUGGCAUGAUGUCUCAGCUAUGAUAAUUAUUAUGCUGUGGAAUAAUCUGUUUUUGCUUAAUAAUAUGUUCAUGUGAGUUUUAUCUAUGUGUGUGUGCAUGUGUGCGUGUGUGCGUGUGUGUGUGUGUGUGUGUGUGUGUGUGUGUGUGUGUGU
Molecule: messenger RNA, 1633 nt
Organism: Aplysia californica (California sea hare)
Lineage: Eukaryota; Metazoa; Mollusca; Gastropoda; Aplysiida; Aplysiidae
Exons: 3
Coding region: 301-1314 (337 amino acids)
Source: RefSeq, a predicted model, not a curated record